Molecule: messenger RNA, 2152 nt
Organism: Pocillopora damicornis (cauliflower coral)
Lineage: Eukaryota; Metazoa; Cnidaria; Anthozoa; Scleractinia; Pocilloporidae
Product: centromere protein V-like
Molecular function (GO): carbon-sulfur lyase activity
Source: RefSeq, a predicted model, not a curated record
UCUUACAGACCAGGCAACACGGUAUAGGUUAGAUAUACCUUGAUGGCAAAAUGAAAAUUAGAUAGGACAAGCGCGGUGUGCUGUAUUAUAAAGGAUUUUUGAAAAUUCCCGAUGAGUCGACCUGCUUCCUUAAGACAGAAGAGAUAAGAAACAAUCCGCAAUUCAGUUAAACCAUGUACUGCUGCGAAAUUUUCCAUUCAAAGCAAUUUCAAAUUCUUUUAUUAUAUUUUUGUCUUUUUAAUAGAGCAAAUUACUCUUUACAUCCUACUUUUCACCUAAUUCAAAUCACGUCAAGGAACGCCUGCGUGAAAACAGCUAUAACUUCAGUCAACAAGUAAUUUCGUUGCGUGACUUAUUUUAGCUAAAACAGAUUGCGUGAGUUACUAGUGGCCCGGAUGCAUAGCCAACGUAAACUAGUAACCGAGGCGAAGAAUUUUGAGGUGAGUCCUCCUAAUUUCUUGUAAAUCAUGUCUGCUGAUCUUGUUAAACACACCGGAGGAUGUCACUGUGGAAGAGUUCGCUUCGAGAUCUUAGCUAAACCCGUGCUGAAGGCUUACGAUUGCAACUGUACCAUUUGUGUGAAAAAAGGGAUGCUUCUCGUCUGUCUCCCAAAGGAAUAUUUCAAACUAACGCAGGGAGGAGAGCAUAUAUCCUGUUACACUUUCAACACCCACCAAGCUAAGCACUACUUUUGCUCCUCUUGUGGCAUCCACCCAUUCUACCAACCUCGCACUAAUCCUGAGGCACGUGGCAUUUCACUGCAGUGUUUGGAUGAAGAAGAAACUAAAAAGAAAGCAGAAGUUGUUCCAUGUGAUGCUACAAACUGGGAGAAGUGGGAACAGUACCUUAAUGAACAUCCAAAAGCCCGAAAUCUCACUGAAAAUGUGGAGUAGUAUUCAAUUUUAAUUAAUUCAGUUGUUGAUGAAUUAUCAUCAACAGCUUACUGUUAGCUGACAUACAACUUCCUGUUAACCCAUUCAUUCUCAAGAUCUCAUCGGUAAUUCUCUUUACUGCAUGCUAUGCAAUUCUCAUGAAUCAAUGACAGAAUCUGACCAACUGUGCACCUACCCCUCCCCAAACCCAACUUUAACCCUAACUUGUAAUCAGUUGACUGUUGCUGUGUUAAGGGAGGGGUGGUGCACAGUGCUCACAUAUUGACUUUGACCCAUUCUUGUGUUAGUUUGGAGGGGUAAACUCCUUGUACAACCAAGUUGUAAAGGAAAUAUAAGUUAACAGAAAUCUCAACACAAGAAAUACUGUGUUAUAUUGUAUAAUUUGCGUGUACAAUUUAACAAAAAAAUAUUUAACGUAGCAGGUAACGUAGCAGCAUCUGCAGAAUGCCACAGGCCUGCUGGCACGGACAUCAUCUCUGUUAAUUUUGAGGGAAUAUUACGCUAAAUACUUACAAUACUAAGUUUUGUUAACUUAGGAACUGUUUAAUGUACUCAUAUGGUCAUUUGUGAUCAAUUUAAUGGAACAGGUUCAGUAUAGUGUAGAUGGUAUAUCGUUAUGCGGUAAUUUGGUAGGAAGACCUGUGUCAGUCAUUUUGGCAGUAUGUGUAUUGAAUUUAUAGCAAGUUACUUAGGGUUGUCAUUACCCUAGAGAGAGAAAAAGCAUGCGCUAUGUUGUACAGGAGGUUACAUUCACGAUGAAUCCAACUGCUUCCACCUAGGAAAGGAGAUUAGAAACAAGUCCGAGCUUAGAUAACAAAUGUGUUGCAGCGUUGUCCCCAACCAGGUGAAUUACAAAACACAAAUUUCCCAUUAAAUCCUGCUCAUCACCCAGGUCACAGUCGCGUCAAUGAAUAACGUCUUAAAAAUAGGCCAUUUUAGCUUCCGGGAUUUGCUUUACAGUUGUAAUAAGAAUCACUAUAAUGUUGAAAUAACAGAUAUUUCGGUUGCGUGACAAACUGCGUGACAUACCGGCCCGUCUUAGGGACUGGCCCGACCGCGAAGCCAACACAAAAUAGUUUAAUACCGUGGCGAAGAAGUUCAGGUUGAAUUCUCUUAAUUACUUGUAGCUCAUGUCGGUUAAUCUUGUUAGACACACCGGAGGAUGUCAUUGUGGAAGAGUUCGCUUCGAGGUCUUAGCUAAACCUGUGCUGAAGGCUUACGACUGCAAGUAAUACAAGCUAUUUUUUGACUUUAUUGGA